Messenger RNA from Clonostachys solani, 1152 nucleotides. The record is from the annotation of a GenBank genome assembly. Lineage: Eukaryota; Fungi; Ascomycota; Sordariomycetes; Hypocreales; Bionectriaceae.
AUGCGUUCUACUCUGAUCUGCACGACCCUUGCUGCAGGCGCCCUGGCAGCCCGCCCGUGGAUCAAUGAGCCAGAUACUGGAUUAGAAGAGGUCAUCGGAGACACUCCCAAAGGCUCCCUGCCCGAUCUCAAGGCUAUGGUUGGCCUGCCUGACUUUGACUGGGCAGCGAGGAACUAUCUGCCUCUCCAGAACUACACCUACUACCGCAACGGAGCAGCGGGCGAGUCCUCCUACCGGAAUAACCUGGAGGUGUUUGGCCGUUACACCUUCAUCCCCGAGGUGAUGAAUGACGUUACUAAGAUUGAGGAAUCUUUACCUACCACAAUCCUCGGCCACAACUUCUCGGCCCCCUUUUACAUCAGCCCCUGCGCCUACGGCCUUUACGGGCAUCCCAAUGCGGAGGCUAACUUUGUCAAGGGAGCUGCUGCUGGCAAGAUUCUGUAUAUUCCCUCAGGUUACGCCAGUCUGUCCAUUGAGGAAAUUCAUGCUCUCAAGGCCGAGGGCCAGGUCGUGUUCCAGCAGCUAUACCUUACUACCAACGAUACGGAGACCCAGAGCCUCUUUGACCGCAGCAAGGCUGCUGGAGCCGACGCUCUGGUUUUCACCGUUGAUGCUCCCAUCUUCGGCUCUCGCCACCGCGCAGCCCGCCUUGACGUAAGCUUGGCAUCUGGCACCUACCGCCACAUCACAUGGGACUACUAUCACAAGCUCCAGAACAUGACAGAUCUCCCCAUCAUUGUAAAGGGUAUUAUGAGUGUCAGGGAUGCAAAGAAGGCGGUUGAGAACAAGGUUCCUGCCAUUGUCCUCUCCAACCACGGCGGUCGCCAGCUCGAUGGCGCUCCAUCUGCUCUGGAAGUUGCAAUUGCCAUCUACAAGGAGGCUCCUGAGAUCUUCAACCAGACUGAAGUGUUCGCUGACGGUGGGGUUCGAUAUGGCACUGAUGCCCUCAAGCUUCUCGCCCUUGGAGUCAAGGCAGUUGGUCUCGGCCGCCCCUUCAUGUACUCGAAUGCGUUCGGCCAAGAGGGUGUUGAGCGAGUCAUCGAGCUUUUCAAGAAGGAACUCGCUGUUGAUGGCGCCAAUGUGGGACUUGGGUCUCUGAAGGACAUCAACCCUGGCUUCCUUAAUCUCUCCCCAAACAACUGGCAUCCUUAG